Molecule: messenger RNA, 1786 nt
Organism: Homo sapiens (human)
Lineage: Eukaryota; Metazoa; Chordata; Mammalia; Primates; Hominidae
Gene: LPAR2
Product: lysophosphatidic acid receptor 2
Exons: 3
Coding region: 139-1185 (348 amino acids)
Biological process (GO): G protein-coupled receptor signaling pathway; positive regulation of cytosolic calcium ion concentration
Cellular component (GO): cell surface; presynaptic active zone membrane; membrane
Molecular function (GO): G protein-coupled receptor activity; lipid binding; lysophosphatidic acid receptor activity
Source: RefSeq, marked validated
CUCUCAGCAACCCGCACAGGGCGCACCCGGACGCUCUACCGCUCCCGCCGCAGUCGCCGGGCCAUGGGCCUCGAGCCCGCCCCGAACCCCCGCGAGCCCGCCUUGUCUGCGGCGUGACUGGAGGCCCAGAUGGUCAUCAUGGGCCAGUGCUACUACAACGAGACCAUCGGCUUCUUCUAUAACAACAGUGGCAAAGAGCUCAGCUCCCACUGGCGGCCCAAGGAUGUGGUCGUGGUGGCACUGGGGCUGACCGUCAGCGUGCUGGUGCUGCUGACCAAUCUGCUGGUCAUAGCAGCCAUCGCCUCCAACCGCCGCUUCCACCAGCCCAUCUACUACCUGCUCGGCAAUCUGGCCGCGGCUGACCUCUUCGCGGGCGUGGCCUACCUCUUCCUCAUGUUCCACACUGGUCCCCGCACAGCCCGACUUUCACUUGAGGGCUGGUUCCUGCGGCAGGGCUUGCUGGACACAAGCCUCACUGCGUCGGUGGCCACACUGCUGGCCAUCGCCGUGGAGCGGCACCGCAGUGUGAUGGCCGUGCAGCUGCACAGCCGCCUGCCCCGUGGCCGCGUGGUCAUGCUCAUUGUGGGCGUGUGGGUGGCUGCCCUGGGCCUGGGGCUGCUGCCUGCCCACUCCUGGCACUGCCUCUGUGCCCUGGACCGCUGCUCACGCAUGGCACCCCUGCUCAGCCGCUCCUAUUUGGCCGUCUGGGCUCUGUCGAGCCUGCUUGUCUUCCUGCUCAUGGUGGCUGUGUACACCCGCAUUUUCUUCUACGUGCGGCGGCGAGUGCAGCGCAUGGCAGAGCAUGUCAGCUGCCACCCCCGCUACCGAGAGACCACGCUCAGCCUGGUCAAGACUGUUGUCAUCAUCCUGGGGGCGUUCGUGGUCUGCUGGACACCAGGCCAGGUGGUACUGCUCCUGGAUGGUUUAGGCUGUGAGUCCUGCAAUGUCCUGGCUGUAGAAAAGUACUUCCUACUGUUGGCCGAGGCCAACUCCCUGGUCAAUGCUGCUGUGUACUCUUGCCGAGAUGCUGAGAUGCGCCGCACCUUCCGCCGCCUUCUCUGCUGCGCGUGCCUCCGCCAGUCCACCCGCGAGUCUGUCCACUAUACAUCCUCUGCCCAGGGAGGUGCCAGCACUCGCAUCAUGCUUCCCGAGAACGGCCACCCACUGAUGGACUCCACCCUUUAGCUACCUUGAACUUCAGCGGUACGCGGCAAGCAACAAAUCCACAGCCCCUGAUGACUUGUGGGUGCUCCUGGCUCAACCCAACCAACAGGACUGACUGACUGGCAGGACAAGGUCUGGCAUGGCACAGCACCACUGCCAGGCCUCCCCAGGCACACCACUCUGCCCAGGGAAUGGGGGCUUUGGGUCAUCUCCCACUGCCUGGGGGAGUCAGAUGGGGUGCAGGAAUCUGGCUCUUCAGCCAUCUCAGGUUUAGGGGGUUUGUAACAGACAUUAUUCUGUUUUCACUGCGUAUCCUUGGUAAGCCCUGUGGACUGGUUCCUGCUGUGUGAUGCUGAGGGUUUUAAGGUGGGGAGAGAUAAGGGCUCUCUCGGGCCAUGCUACCCGGUAUGACUGGGUAAUGAGGACAGACUGUGGACACCCCAUCUACCUGAGUCUGAUUCUUUAGCAGCAGAGACUGAGGGGUGCAGAGUGUGAGCUGGGAAAGGUUUGUGGCUCCUUGCAGCCUCCAGGGACUGGCCUGUCCCCGAUAGAAUUGAAGCAGUCCACGGGGAGGGGAUGAUACAAGGAGUAAACCUUUCUUUACACUCUGAGGUCUCCAAAA